Molecule: messenger RNA, 804 nt
Organism: Acaulospora colombiana
Lineage: Eukaryota; Fungi; Glomeromycota; Glomeromycetes; Diversisporales; Acaulosporaceae
Source: the annotation of a GenBank genome assembly
AUGGGGGGAGUCAGACCUGCACUGUCGGACUCUGGCGCGGCCGUUGUCGAUUCUGACCGCUCCGAUUAUCAACUUACCUCUCGACUUGAUUAUGACCUAGUUGCUCACCAAGUCGUGCGAGGGCUGAUGAGUGACUUCGAGACACUGGAUAGCAUUGAAGAAGGCGUAUUAUUGGGGCCAAGCAAGAAGUCCUUUAGACGUCUAUUACCUGUUAUCAUUUAUAUCGGUGAUGAAGCAUUAGAGGAUGCCAUACAACUCCUACAGGUUCAAGACCUUUUUUGGAAGUUCAUUCGUGUCACACUAGAGACAUUCAACCUUUUGGCAAACAUCUUGCAAGACCAUCCGGUCUUUUACAAUCAAUCCACGAACGGACAAAUCUCUGUUGAAGAGCAGGUUGCUAUCACUCUUUACCACUUGGGACAUUGUGGUAAUGGUGUAUCUCUCACGAAAAUUGGGAACUGGGCUGGUUGUGGCCAUGGGACUAUUCACCUUAUCACACAACGAGUUCUCACAGCAAUAUACGACUCGAGUUUUCGAAAGAAAGCAAUAUUUCUACCCUCUGAGGAAGAGAAAGAAGCAUUGAGAGGAUGGGCAGAAUCCAAAAGCUGUCCAGAAUGGAGAAAUGGCUGGUGCGGGGUGGAUGGAGCGAGGGAUUUGGAGGGAUUAAUCCCUCAAGACAGGGAAUUGUGGGGAUUUUUCCCUCUCAAGAGAGAUUCGAAGGGAUUUAGAGGGAUUCAGGGGGAUUUAGAGGGAUUUGGGGAGGGAUUUGGAGGGACUUUGAGGAAUCGCGACUGGGAGACUUGA